This is a messenger RNA of Haemorhous mexicanus (house finch), 2332 nucleotides long. It is a transcript of the gene LEF1, whose product is annotated as lymphoid enhancer binding factor 1. The record is from RefSeq and is a predicted model, not a curated record. Gene Ontology annotation, biological process: canonical Wnt signaling pathway; regulation of transcription by RNA polymerase II. Gene Ontology annotation, cellular component: beta-catenin-TCF complex. The coding region runs from base 23 to 1216 and encodes 397 amino acids. The transcript has 12 exons. Gene Ontology annotation, molecular function: RNA polymerase II cis-regulatory region sequence-specific DNA binding; DNA-binding transcription factor activity, RNA polymerase II-specific. Lineage: Eukaryota; Metazoa; Chordata; Aves; Passeriformes; Fringillidae.
CAGACGCCGCGCUGCCGUGAGGAUGCCGCAGCUGCCGGGGGCCGGGGGCGGCGGGGGGGACCCGGAGCUCUGCGCCACCGACGAGAUGAUCCCCUUCAAGGACGAGGGGGACCCCCAGAAAGAGAAGAUCUUCGCCGAGAUCAGCCACCCCGAGGAGGAGGGCGACCUGGCCGACAUCAAGUCCUCCCUCGUCAACGAGUCCGAGAUCGCCCCCGGCGCCAACGGGCACGAGGUUUCCAGGCAGACUCAAGCACAGGAUUCCUACCAUGAUAAAGGCAGAGAACACCCCGAGGAAGGAAAGCAUCCAGACAAUGGCUUAUACAGCAAGGGACCAUCGUACUCUGGUUAUUCUGGGUAUAUCAUGAUGCCAAAUAUGAAUAACGACCCAUACAUGCCUAAUGGAUCUCUGUCGCCACCCAUCCCCAGAACAUCCAACAAGGUGCCCGUGGUACAGCCUUCUCAUGCGGUUCACCCCCUCACCCCUCUUAUCACCUACAGCGAUGAGCACUUUUCCCCGGGGUCACACCCGUCGCACGUCCCUUCUGAUGUCAGCUCCAAACAAGGCAUGUCCAGGCAUCCUCCAGCUCCUGAUCUCCCUACCUUCUAUCCCUUGUCUCCAGGGGGGGUUGGACAGAUAACACCACCUCUUGGCUGGCAAGGUCAGCCUGUAUAUCCCAUCUCGAGUGGAUUCAGGCAGCCCUAUCCAUCCUCACUCUCAGUCGACCCUUCCAUGUCCAGGUUUUCACAUCACAUGAUUCCUGGUCCUCCAGGCCCUCACACAACUGGAAUCCCUCACCCAGCUAUUGUAACACCUCAAGUAAAACAAGAACAUCUGCACAACGACAGUGAGCUAAUGCAUGUGAAGCCUCAGCACGAACAGAGAAAAGAACAAGAGCCAAAAAGACCUCAUAUUAAGAAACCUCUGAAUGCUUUCAUGUUGUACAUGAAAGAAAUGAGAGCAAACGUUGUAGCAGAGUGUACUCUGAAAGAAAGUGCAGCUAUCAACCAGAUCCUUGGCAGAAGGUGGCAUGCUCUCUCCCGUGAAGAACAAGCAAAAUAUUAUGAACUAGCUCGUAAAGAAAGGCAGCUACACAUGCAGCUUUAUCCAGGCUGGUCUGCAAGAGACAACUAUGGGAAGAAAAAGAAGAGGAAGAGAGAAAAGUUGCAGGAAUCAGCAUCAGGUACAGGCCCCAGAAUGACAGCUGCCUACAUCUGAAGCAUGGUGGGAAAAGAAAUGCUUUCUCAACUUGCAAAGCAAAGGCGGCGACACCAGGACCCCUUCUGGAGAUGGAAGCUUGUUAAACCCUAGGUGUGUCCUUCAUCCGCACAGACCACCCCCAAGGAGUCUGUCUAGGAUGUCAUUCACCCUGAUGUCACUGCUAGAGACACUGAAUCAUAAAGACAAUCACUGCCAAAAUCCUUCACUAUCACGAGGUCCAGCCCUGAUAUAAAUAGAGCAAAUGAGCUCCUGGGUCAGCAGAGCAGCUUUUGUCUUCACCUCUGCCUUGCACUCUUAAGCCCCCGUCUCAUCUGUGUCCAUAUUGAGUCAGCAAACACAGUAGCAUGGCUGUCUGUGCCUGCUUCAGCCAGAAUUCCAUAGACCACAGCUGCCCCAUACAGCACAUCGAGGGAUGGAAUUUGCCUGGACCGGGAUGACGCGCUCAACCUUCUUUUUAUUUAAUGGUGCGACAGGAUCAAUUUUGGUUUUAGCUUUUUUUAAGAAACUUGAAUGCUUUUAUAUUUUAACUUUUAGUUUGUAAUUUCUUUGGUGUAUAUUUUACUAGGUAUGAGCUUAAACAAGUGUCAAAAAUCUGAAAUACUUUUUAAAUAAAAGGAGUUUUUCUUUUUUUUUUUUUCUGCCAGAGGAAAAAUCUGUAUGGAAAAAGGUGGCUGUUUUGUUAAACUAUUUGUAACAAAUAGUGGCCUCUCAGUCUAUAUAAUACAGUGUCCUAUAGAACUAAAUAAAUGUAACAACAGUCAGCUGGUCAGUAGACAUGUUAGUCUUGCAUCAUCUACUCUGUAAACAUAAGCAAUACAUCCAGCAAAUCUGACUGCAGUGAGUUCUCCUUCUCACCCAUUCCCCUUCUCCUUGUAAAAAGCCCAGCACUUGAAUUAUUACUUCAAUUGUUCUGUAUUUGUAUCUGUUUUUGUUAGCCUGUUAGUGGGAUUUUAUGCCAGUUGUUGAAAUGAGCAUUGAUGUACCCAUUUUUUUAAAUAGUAAGGCACAGCCUUUGCCAAAAAUACUGUCAACCAAUUUUUUUUUUUGUCAUUCCAGUUUGAGUUAAUGUGCUGAGCAUUUGUUUUUUAAUAAAAGCUUUGUAAUAAAAUGAAA